GGAGCUGUGUGUGUGUGUGGAGAGCGUGGCGCGGGGCGCUGCUGGGAGGGGGGGUGGAGAAGCCGGUCACUAGGGCUAAGUAACGCCGUGGGCGGCGGCAAGGCCUUGCGAGGAGCUGAGCGCUCUGGAGGGGACCGUGUCUUCCGCACAGUCCAUAGUCAAAGGCUUUCAAGUAGCCAUGGAUAAGAGAGGGGCUAUAGCAGAAAUGGAAAAUGGUGACACUUUCCUUGACUUGAGCAGAAUAACAGUAAAAUCUCAUCGUUACACAAAAGAAGAACUCUUGGAUAUUAAAGAGCGUCCCCACUCUAAACAGAGGCCUUCAUGUCUUUCUGAAAAAUAUGACAGUGAUGGCGUUUGGGACCCUGAGAAAUGGCAUGCAUCUCUGUACCCAAGUUCAGGGCGAACCUCACCAGUGGAAGGGUUCAAAAGAGACUUGGAUUCAGACCGGACUUCUCUCAUGCGCAGGAUAGUUGAUCCUAGGGAGCGGGUGAAAGAAGAUGAUUUGGAUGUAGUCCUAAGUCCCCAAAGGCGGAGCUUUGGAGGAGGCUGCCAUGUGACUGCAGCUGUCAGCUCACGUCGAGCGGGGAGCCCUUUGGAAAAGGAGAAUGAUGGUGUUCGUGUUAUUGGUGGACGUAGGAUUGGAAGUGGGAGAAUCAUCUCUGCCCGCAACUUUGAUAAAGACCACCGGGGUGGUGAAAAGGACAUGCGUGAUUCUAGAGAUGCGAGGGACAGAGAUCGUGAGAGGGACUACAAAGACAAGCGUUUCAGGAGGGAAUUUGGGGAUAGUAAACGUGUCUUUGGGGAACGUAGAAGAAAUGAUUCCUACACUGAGGAAGAGCCAGAGUGGUUUUCUGCUGGACCCACAAGUCAGUCUGAAACCAUUGAGCUCACUGGCUUCGAUGAUAAAAUAUUAGAGGAAGAUCAUAAAGGACGAAAACGAACAAGACGACGCACAACCUCUCUGAAGGAAGGACUAGAAUGCAAUGGUGGAGUGGCAGAAGAGGAUGAAGUGCGGUCUGUCCUUGCCCAUGAAACUGCAGCAGAUCAAGAAGUUCCCAGGGAAUCUGUUCUACAAGAACCAGCUCCAGGAGAGUUUGACUUCAAUGAAUUCUUUAACCUGGAUAAGAGUGUUCCUGGUUUGGCUUCGGUGAGUGACGUUUUAGGUCAGAUGAUAGAGGAUGUGCUGGGGGAAGGUUCGAUGUCUUCUAGCAGGUUCAGUAGGUGGUUCUCUAAUCCUAGUCGUUCUGGAAGUCACUCUAGCAGCCUGAGAUCCACACCACAUGAAGAACUGGAGAGGCUAGCAGGUCUAGAGCAAGCCAUUCUCUCCCCUGGCCAGAACCCUGGAAACUACUUUGCUCCCAUUCCACUGGAAGACCAUUCUGAAAACAAAGUGGACAUCCUUGAGAUGCUACAGAAAGCCAAAGUGGACUUAAAACCUCUCCUCUCAAGUCUUUCAGCCAACAAGGAAAAGCUUAGAGAGAGCACACAUUCAGGAGUUGUACUUUCAGUGGAAGAAGUAGAAGCUGGGCUAAAAGGCCUGAAAAUGGACCAGGAGGGGAAAAUUGCUACUCCAUUCAUGGCACAGCAGAUGGAGGAAGCACUGAAUGUGGCUGGCUCCAGACAGCUCAAGAAAGACGGAGAUAUGUCUGCAUUUAAUAAACUAGUCAGCAGCAUGAAGGCAAGUGGGACUCUACCAUCACAGCCCAAGGUCAAUCAAAGCCUUGAAAGCCACUUGCUGUCUCCUCCUGAGAUCCCAGGCCAACCUCUCCCAAAGAACAUUUUGCAGGAGCUUCUUGGUCCACCCAUUGCCAGACCUGCUUCAUCCAAUGUUCUUAGUGGCUUGAUAGGUGGCUUGGAACCUGCAGCAUCUUUGCUGAGCCAAAGAGCACCUUCCCCUCCAAUUUCACAGGUGUUUCCAACUCGGGCUGCUUCUGCAGACUACCUCCGUCAUAGGAUCCCCUCACCAAUUGGUUUUGGACCAAGUUCUCAGCAAUUGCUCAGUGAUCCAUUUCAGGGGAUGCGGAAGUCAAUGAGCCCAGUUGCUGCACAGAUGAGUCCACUGGAGAUGCAGCAAGCUGCCUUAGAGGGACUAGCUCUACCACAUGAUUUAGCCAUGCAGGCAGCAAAUUUCUACCAACCAGGUUUUGGCAAACCACAAAUGGACAAAAGCAGAGAUGGCUUCAGGAACAGGCAACAGCGAGUGACUAAGUCUCCGGCACCAGGCCACAGAGGGAAUGCAUCUUCUCCAGCCCCUGCUGCAUCCAUCACUAGCAUGCUCUCUCCUUCCUUCACACCUACCUCAGUGAUUCGUAAGAUGUAUGAAAGCAAAGAAAAAAAUAAGGAGGAGCCAGUUUCUGGGAAAAUGAAAGCCAAUGAUAGUAAAGAUGAAGGUCAAAGGGCACACGAAGAUAACUUACUAUCAGCUAGCUUGGUGGAGAAUGCAGACCAAGAUACUUCACCUGCUAUAAGUUCCAAACUAGCUGCAUUGCAACGCUCUGCAUGUUCUACACCGCUUUCUCAGCCAAACCGUUGCACCAAAGAACAAGACUACAGGCCUAAAUCAACUGGCAGAAAGACUCCUACAACAGCCUCCCCUGUACCAGGGUCUCCCUUCCUUCGUCCUGUUCACCAGGUACCCCUUGUUCCCCAUGUACCAAUUGUACGACCUACUCAUCAACUGCAUCCAGGAUUGGUCCAGAGGAUGCUGGCACAGGGGAUGCAUCCACAACAUCUUCCUCUGCUGCAAGCAGGUAUGAUUCCUCCAGGGGUGGACUUGUCUCACAUACAGGGAAUAUCUACUCCCAUCCUGGGCCAGCCUUUUUAUCCAUUACCAACAGCUGGCCAUCACCUCUUAAACCCACGCUCUGGGACACCUCUGCAGCUGGCAAUGAUGCAACAGCAACUACAGCGAUCAGUUCUCCAUUCUCCAGCCUCUGGAGCACAGGGAUCUGCUGUUGGUGUGCAAACCACCCCUCAGAAUGUGCCAUCUCGGACUGGACUGCCUCAUGUACACUCACAGCUUGACCAUCGCACCAGCCAGAGGAGUGGUUCUCCUAUUGGCCUUGCAAAAUGGUUUGGUUCAGAUGUUUUGCAGCAGCCCCUCCCUUCCAUGCCAUCCAAAGUCAUCAGUGUAGAUGAACUGGAAUAUCGGCAGUGAGCAGUGACCUCUUCGAGGAUGGGUAGCUGUUUCUUUAGACUGGAAAAAGAGUCCUGAUAGUAUACAUUGUGCUUCACCGGUUUGUUUUGGGGCUUUUAUUUUUAGCACUCUGUGCAGAACUUCUUUUCAAGAGACUAAAGCACAUGGCACCUGUCCUGGUCUCCAUGUCUGGGUCAAGACUGAAGGAUCCAUAUGGCUUGAACCAUGAAGCCUGAAGACAUUGAUGCAAUACAAAGCCAGUUUAAUCCUGGAAAUGUCUAUUUUUUGUUUUUGUAAAAUAUGUGAAUGAAGUGCUGAUAUCCUCUGGUGUAGAGGGAGCAGCUAAGGGUUCCUCCUGCAGAAAAUUAAAUGUAUAGACCCUUGUGUACAAACUUGUGUAUAAACCAUCUUUUGUAUAUAUACCUAGGAUAGCUUUUUUGAACCUAUACAGCUGUACAUAAGAGUAGCUGAUAAGUUGAGCUUUAGUUGUGCCUAUGGUUUGGAUCGCUCCAUUGUACAUGUGGAACUUAUUUGUUUAAGAUUAAAGUUGCAAAUGCCAAGUGUGUGAGUGAACAAGAUAAAGCUGAUUUCUCUCUUCUCGCUGUUUCUCACGUCUCCCUCUCCGAGCACAUUUCUCCUUGUCUUAUGUAAUGUGCAGAUUCAGUGUAGUUAAAGUAAAAGCCCACAACUUGCUCCUUGUCCAACAAA
Molecule: messenger RNA, 3844 nt
Organism: Trachemys scripta elegans
Lineage: Eukaryota; Metazoa; Chordata; Testudines; Emydidae
Gene: EIF4ENIF1
Product: eukaryotic translation initiation factor 4E nuclear import factor 1
Exons: 19
Coding region: 179-3157 (992 amino acids)
Biological process (GO): negative regulation of translation
Cellular component (GO): nucleus; cytoplasm
Molecular function (GO): mRNA binding
Source: RefSeq, a predicted model, not a curated record